This is a messenger RNA of Pneumocystis murina B123, 291 nucleotides long. RefSeq lists its product as hypothetical. The record is from RefSeq and is a predicted model, not a curated record. NCBI's taxonomy places the organism in Eukaryota, Fungi, Ascomycota, Pneumocystomycetes, Pneumocystales, Pneumocystaceae. Gene Ontology annotation, molecular function: RNA binding. Gene Ontology annotation, biological process: mRNA splicing, via spliceosome. Gene Ontology annotation, cellular component: U4/U6 x U5 tri-snRNP complex; precatalytic spliceosome; U6 snRNP. Bases 1 to 291 code for a protein of 96 amino acids. The transcript has 3 exons.
AUGAGUGCUCUUCAAGCAUUUGUCGAUCAACAAGUGGUAAUUGUCACUUCAGAUGGUCGAGUUUUGACAGGAUAUUUAACGGGAUUUGAUCAAACCAUUAAUCUUAUUCUUUCUCAAGUAGAUGAAAAGUUAUUUUCUAUGGAAGGGACGCAAAUAACUAAGGUUGAUGGGAUUUAUUUGGUUCGUGGAGAUAAUAUUGCAGUUAUAGGUCUAAUUGAUCAUGAAAUUCAUGAUCAAAUUGAUUGGACUCAAGUAAAAGCAGAAGGAAUUAAACCAACAAAAAUAUAUUAA